UCGAUCCUGGUUGCUUUUUGGGGGGAAGGAAGGAAAGAAAGAAAGAAAAAAAGAAGGGAGAAGGUUUCCAUUCAUUCUGCCAGAGGUCCUUUGGUGAUCCAUCCAGGGCCAUGCAGCUAUGCAGUGGUGGCUUUCUCCUUCUCUUGCUGGCUAGCGUGCCUUCCAGCUUCCUGUUGAAAGACCAGGAGGAAGAUGAGCUGCCUUUGGCAACAUCCAGGCCUGCCAGGGUCACCCCUGCCCAGAAUGUGCCCGGCUGCCCGUCCAAAUGCACCUGCCCAACAGAGGAGACAGUGGAUUGCGGUGGCCUUGAUUUACACAUUUUCCCCAGCAAUCUCUCUGCAGGCAUCCAGCAUCUCUCAUUGCAGAAUAACCAGUUGCAGGAGCUGCCCUACAACGAAUUGUCUCGAUUGGCCAGACUGAAAACUCUCAAUCUCCACAACAACCACAUCAACUCUGAUGGUCUCCCGGAUGAAGCCUUUGAAUCCCUGCAAUUGCUUCAGUACAUCUACCUGGCCAACAAUAAGCUGACUCUGGCACCCCAGUUCCUACCCAACACUCUGCGCAUUGUGGACCUCGCUGCCAACCGCCUGACAUGCAUCUAUCCACUUACCUUUGGACAUAAGCCUGGCCUCAGGUCUGUCUAUAUGCACAACAACCAGCUGAACAACACCGGCCUGCCCUUUGAUGUCUUCAAUGGCUCUGAUGCCGUCAGUACCCUGAUCCUCUCCAGCAACCGACUUACUUAUGUGCCCCAGAAUUUGCCCCAUGCCCUCGUCCGUCUCCACUUACAGAAUAACUUCAUCUCCCGUGUCCCUAAAGGAGCCUUGAGCAGCCAGUGGCGCCUCCGGGAGCUCUACCUGCAGAACAAUAACCUGUCCAGUGAGGGCCUUGACACUUCCACCUUCAGCAGGCUGAAGAGCCUGGAGUACCUGGAUCUUUCCAACAAUAACCUGACUCAGGUGCCAGCUGGCUUUCCUGCAAACAUUGUGAUCCUGCACCUGGGCCGAAACCGAUUGAGCUCCCUGCCACCUGAGCGCCUCAGCCGUGUGAAGGGACUGCAAUACCUCCUGCUGCAGGGCAACACCUUGACAGCAGCAGGGGUGCACCCCGAUGCCUUCUCUCACCUGCGCUUCCUGCACACACUCCACCUGUACAACAACCGCCUGGAACGCAUCCCACUCGGACUCCCACGGCGGGUCCGUUCUCUGAUGCUGCUACACAACCAGAUCACACGGGUCGGUCUGCAUGACUUUGCGGGCACUUAUGCCUUGGUAGAGCUCAACCUCAGCUAUAACCGGCUUUACAGUGCCCACAUCCACCGCCUGGCCUUCCGCAAACUGAGGCGCCUGGAGACUCUGGACAUCUCAGGCAACCAUCUCACCCUCCUGCCUGCCGGGUUGCCCUCUAGUCUUCAGGUCCUCAACCUUCAGAAGAACCAGCUCAACUCUCUUUCCCCAGAGUUGCUGGCCAACCUCAGCAUGCUCAAGGAGCUGCACCUGGCACACAACCGCCUGCGGAUCAGCAGCAUCUCCCCAGGCACAUGGCAGGAGCUGUAUGGGCUCAAGCUCCUGGAUCUCAGCUACAAUGAGCUAUCCUAUGUUCCACCAGAUCUGCCCGAAUCCCUAGAAUAUCUCUACCUGCAGCACAACAGGAUUGCUGUCAUUAUGGCUGAAGCUUUCCUCACGACCCCCAACAUCCGGGUCAUCACCCUCAGAUCCAACCGUCUGUUGGCAGCCAAUGUGUCUGAAAUGGCAUUUGCAGACCUGAAACUAUUAGAGGUAGUUGAUACAACAGGGAAUCCAGAGCCCAUCAGCAUCUCUUUGCUGCAAGCUGUACGCUAUACCAACACCAAUAUGGGUACCUAGAGAGGCAGCCCAAAGGAGGGUUGCUGUCCAUGGCUCCCUCUGCAUGCCUCUGCUGCCUUGGGCUUCUCAACCAAGAUGGCUUCAUCUGACCUGCCUGCAGGCAGCUUUCUGCACUGUAGAGCAUCUGGGUAACCGGGCUACUACAGCAUGCUCUUAUCUGUUUUUCCAGGGAGCAGGAAUCUGCUACAAGCCUUUGGUCCGAGACAGAAAAGAUGGUGGUAGACUUUAAAAAAGAAAAGAAAAAAGGAUUGCACUGUUGCAGCUGUAAUUGGGCUCUGAUCCCCAGAGGACUUGUGCUACCUUGGGGCCUUGCAAGUGUACGGAUGAAGGCAUUUGGAGUAGAACCAAAAUGGCAGUCAAGACCAUGCAGAUAGCUGUGUUUGUGUGUGUGUGUGUACAAACACGCCACUAAUCUGCAGAACUACCUGAGACAUCUAUGGCUCAGUUGCUCUUCCCCCAUUGUUCUUUGAAAAGGUGUGACCCAAUUUGUUAACUAAAUACUACUUAGCCUAUACAAUAGGGCAAUUAGCUAUGGUUCCUUAGAGCAAAUGCACUACUUCAUGUGUGUCACAGUGGCAGUCUCUUUACAAAGGAGAAGAAAACUGGCUGUUUAGCAUCACACAGAACUACUGGGCAAUAGAUGCUCCACAUAAGCAAAGUUUGAGAAGAGUUAGACAACAUUCGGUUCGUGGGGACAAGAUACUGAGUCCAGGUUCACUGCAAAAACAUGACUUUCUCUGUAGAAGGACCAGAUCACAUUAUUCAUAGCUAAAGAUAGCAUGAGAGUUGACAGGGAGCAAGAAGACUAAAUCCAAGGAAAACCAAAGAAUAUAUUAUGGGAUCCUAGGAUAACGGGGGAAAAUGUUUUCCCAAUAACUAACACACAUUUGGUCUUUGUUUUGCUUAGAAUGAACACAGAGCUUGGAAAAAUUAUGUUCUUGAUUACAAUGCCCAGGAUCCCCCCAACCACACUUACAAGAUCAAGCCAGUGGCUUUUGACAGUUUCUACUUUAUUUGCAGAUGCUGGCAA
Sceloporus undulatus (fence lizard) is the source of this 2895-nucleotide messenger RNA. RefSeq names its product podocan like 1 (gene PODNL1). The record is from RefSeq and is a predicted model, not a curated record. Lineage: Eukaryota; Metazoa; Chordata; Lepidosauria; Squamata; Phrynosomatidae. The transcript is spliced from 11 exons. Gene Ontology annotation, molecular function: protein binding. Bases 111 to 1865 code for a protein of 584 amino acids.